Messenger RNA from Cavia porcellus (domestic guinea pig), 4314 nucleotides. It is a transcript of the gene Lhx9, whose product is annotated as LIM homeobox 9. Gene Ontology annotation, cellular component: nucleus. Bases 515 to 1681 code for a protein of 388 amino acids. NCBI's taxonomy places the organism in Eukaryota, Metazoa, Chordata, Mammalia, Rodentia, Caviidae. The transcript has 8 exons. The record is from RefSeq and is a predicted model, not a curated record. Gene Ontology annotation, molecular function: DNA-binding transcription factor activity, RNA polymerase II-specific; RNA polymerase II transcription regulatory region sequence-specific DNA binding. Gene Ontology annotation, biological process: neuron differentiation; regulation of transcription by RNA polymerase II.
GCUACCGCCCAUUCACCGUCUAUGCAGGCACCAGCUGGCGGCGGCAUCUUUCAGCUCAAGCUCCUGGAAGGCACAGGCUGGCUAGGGGGCCGGGAGCCCAGGGCACACCGCGGGACUCCAGCCCCAGCCUAUCCCCGACUUCUAGACGCUCUCGGCUUUAUGAGGUUCGGUUACCGCCGAGUCCUCCAUUAACACCUCCUCUGAUAUUUAGAGGCUGCAAGGGCUGGACGCAGCCUCAGAGCGUGUCUGCGGCGCCGGUCCACGUCGUACCCUCUGCCCUGCCCUCCCUCCUCCUCCGUCCGAUUCGAAAGCAUAAACAGAAAAUAAAAGACAGGUGGAGGGAGCUGAAGGUCAGAGAGGGACCUUUGUGGAGACUCCCGGACUGGCCCGAACCUCUGGCUGCCACCUCCUGCCUUUUAGCGCCGAGCACCAGAUUCUUGGGGGAAAACAUCUGACAUCUAGACACCAAGUACAACCGCCGUGAACAGCGUGAUCAACUCCAUUUGCUCUAAGAAUGCUGAACGGCACCACUCUAGAGGCAGCCAUGCUCUUCCACGGGAUCUCCGGAGGCCACAUCCAAGGCAUCAUGGAAGAGAUGGAGCGCAGAUCCAAGACCGAGGCCCGCUUGGCCAAAGGCGCUCAGCUCAACGGUCGCGACGCGGGGAUGCCUCCGCUGAGCCCGGAGAAGCCCGCUCUGUGCGCGGGGUGCGGAGGCAAGAUCUCGGAUAGGUACUACUUGCUGGCCGUGGACAAGCAGUGGCACCUGAGGUGCCUGAAGUGCUGUGAAUGUAAGCUGGCGCUGGAGUCUGAGCUCACCUGCUUCGCCAAGGACGGUAGCAUUUACUGCAAGGAGGAUUACUACAGAAGGUUCUCUGUGCAGAGAUGUGCCCGCUGCCACCUUGGCAUUUCUGCCUCCGAGAUGGUCAUGCGCGCCCGAGACUCUGUCUAUCACCUGAGCUGCUUCACCUGCUCCACCUGCAACAAGACUCUGACCACGGGCGACCAUUUUGGCAUGAAGGACAGCCUGGUGUACUGCCGCGCCCACUUCGAGACCCUCUUGCAAGGAGAGUAUCCCCCGCAGCUGAGCUACACCGAGCUGGCGGCCAAGAGCGGCAGCUUGGCUCUUCCUUACUUCAACGGCACCGGCACCGUGCAGAAAGGGCGACCGCGGAAGCGGAAGAGCCCGGCGCUGGGAGUGGACAUCGUCAAUUACAACUCAGGUUGUAAUGAGAAUGAGGCAGACCACUUGGACCGGGACCAGCAGCCUUAUCCACCCUCACAGAAGACCAAGCGCAUGCGAACCUCUUUCAAGCACCAUCAGCUCCGCACCAUGAAAUCCUACUUUGCCAUCAACCACAACCCAGAUGCCAAGGAUCUCAAGCAACUUGCUCAGAAAACAGGCCUGACCAAAAGAGUUUUGCAGGUUUGGUUCCAAAACGCACGAGCCAAAUUCAGAAGGAACCUUUUGCGGCAGGAGAAUGGGGGUGUUGAUAAAGCCGAUGGCGCGUCGCUUCCGGCCCCGCCCUCAGCAGACAGCGGAGCUCUCACUCCACCCGGCACUGCGACCACUUUAACAGACCUGACCAAUCCCACUAUCACUGUAGUGACAUCUGUGACCUCUAACCUGGACAGCCACGAAUCCGGAAGCCCCUCACAAACUACCUUAACGAACCUUUUCUAACAUUGGUUAAUUUUUUUUAAACUUUUCCUCUUCUUUUUUAUUAUUCUAAUUAUUAUUAUUUUAUUAUUUACAAGACUUUUUUUUUUCCCUUCUAACCCAUAAACUAUUUGGGGAAUAAACAAGCUUGGUGUGUAGCAUCUGCAGCCACUUGGCAAAUGAGUUUACAGCAUUGUCUCCUUUAAGUAAACAUAGUUUGUCUACAAAAGUGUAUUUGGAUUUUUUUUCUUUAAUUAGGUUUCUUAGUCCGCGACUGGAGGUUUUGAAUCAUUCUAAUAAGUGCCUCUUAAAAUUGUAUGUUACUUAUUUCCAGAAUCUCGAAGAAAAAAAAGUUGUAUUAUAAGCAACUAGUCAUAUUCCCGCUUAAGUGAUUAGAACAAUUAACCAGAUAAUUAGUUAUUUUUAAAUCUUUUAACUGUAUGUAUGAUUAUGGAACUUUGAAAGGCCCACAUUUUAAAAAUUUUAAGCCUGAGAAAAAUUUACUGCGCAUUCCUAAUUUCUUACUUGAACUAUUAGUUCGAAUGAAGACUGUGAUUUAACAAAGACAAUAAUAGUAAUUUUAAAUAGUCAUGAUUAACUAGAUGGGAAAUCUAUUCCAGAAAUGUGACUUUUCCUUUUCUUAAGGAUUAUGUAGUAAUUUCCUUUUCAACAUUUAAAAAAUUAAACUCCUUAUGUAUCCAUGAAAAUUCCAAUUAGAAUUUACAGUUCUAUACUUUGAUCUGCAAAAGCUAAAAAAGAAAACAAAAACCACCUAACAACAAAAUCUUAAAUGCUCUGAAAUUCUUUUUUCCACCUUAUUUUUUUUCCUAGGGAAAAUGGAAAUAAGCAAAAUAUAAUUUUUUAAGAAGUCAAAAAAAUUUGGUAUGCUUUAAUUAAUAACUAUUAAUUGGCUUCAGCUGUACCAUAAUAUUGUCUCUGACAUGCUAUCUGAAUAAUUUUUUAAAAACUUAGUAAAGUAACACAAACAAUGAUAAUUCUUCGGCUGUGUUUUGCUUUAUUUUAUUUUUGGCAUAUGUUGGUUUAUAUAUUAUAUAUAAACUUUUCUGACAUUAGAGAAUUGAAAUGAGUCUUAAAGUAGAUAAACUCAGAAGCCUUGUGGAUGCUGAUCUGAAUAUAUUUCCUAGUUUACAGUAGCAUUUUUUUCCUUUUAAUUUAAGGUAAACUCUUAAUGGUCUGGGCAGUGGUGAAUGUUCAUCUAUAUGCUUCUGUUGUAGUUAAAUACCAAUUAGAUCGUGGAUUUCCUAAAGAAAAAAUAAAAUAAAAAAGAAGUCAAGAUAUAUGUCUUGCUUUAGUGGAUUGUUAAGAAUAACUUUGCACAUAUUCUACACUUUUUUGGACUCCUUAAAUCUCCUCUGGUGGUCUAGAUGGCUAUUUAAUAGGUUUUAAAAGUAUCCUCUGGCUGUAUAAAUGUGUGGUUACAUAUUGACAGUUCACUGCCCACAUUAAAGUGCAUUAUUGUAACUUUUGCUCAGGGUCUUUAGAAAAUUAGCACAGAAAGUAGCUUAUUUUUAAAAAAAAGAUGAUGGAAGAUAAGUUAACACUGUAACAGAAGAAAGGUGUGAUUGCCAUUAUAUAUUUAGCAAGUGUGGUUAUCAUCUUAUAUGGAGCUUAAAUCUUGACUUUUCAUAUUUCUAUUACAUUUUGGGCAUUUACCACUAACCAGACCAAACAACCUUGAUAAGGCUGAGAUCUUAUUAAUACACUUUUACAGGUAAAAUACUGAUACUUAUAAAUUUUGUUCUUUGACAGAACAAUAUAUGGUACUAUAGAUCUACUUUAUUAAGUAGACUAAUUAUAACUCAGUUCUCCUAUGUGCCUUAUGAUAUAACUUGGAAGUAAGUUUGUGAAAAUCAGGAUUAUAUGUGUUGUUUGUUAAAUUAACUGUUUUAAACCCUUUUGACACCUCACUAGUUUUGUACUGUUUUACCUCUUAUUUCUGAAACUCUUUUUAUGGUGUAUCCUGUUAGAGGGGACAAAACAUGUCAUAGAAAGCAGUUGUGCACUCUUUCAAAUAUAGUUGAUAAAUUCAAUAAUCUUAUAUAUUGAGCUUCGUGUUUAUAGUACAGUAAGUGGUCUAGCAAAAUUGUCCAUGUUUCUUUGUUUAUUGAUAAAUGCAUUGUAUAGAAACUAUUUCCCCUAAAUAUUUAUGGACCAAACAAUUGUGAUAUAUCCUAUUAAAUUUGUGUGAAUAAACCAUUUUGAAUCUAAGGACUUUUAUUUUCCAUCAGUUUUAUUUAAAUUUUACUGAUUGUAGUGUCUUUUUGCUAUCUAUAUGUAAAAGAUAUUAAAAUGAUAGUAUAAUUUUUUAAUGUUCAAACAUACAAUAGUUUUAGAUUUCCAGACUUCGGAUUCAUAUGAACUGCACACACCAUUGCAUAUGCAGUGCCAUCCCAUCUUGAAUUACCUUUAAAUAUAUUUGUUUAUAACAAAAGUAAUGCCCCACCAACUUGACUCACUCCAAUUUUCAGAAUAAAAAAUAAAUUUAGCAGAUAAAGUAAUUGCAUGAAAAGAAAUCAUAAAUAUGAUUAAGAGUUAUGUUAGGUCUAUUUAGCAGAAAUGAAUAUUUGUAAGUCUAAAUAGAAAUUGCAGACCCCUAAAAGCCAAGUUGCUCUGUAGUUAAUAAAUUGUCACUAUGA